Argiope bruennichi is the source of this 1964-nucleotide messenger RNA. RefSeq names its product putative ammonium transporter 3. Gene Ontology annotation, cellular component: membrane. The coding region runs from base 85 to 1707 and encodes 540 amino acids. Gene Ontology annotation, molecular function: ammonium channel activity. Gene Ontology annotation, biological process: ammonium transmembrane transport; ammonium homeostasis. Lineage: Eukaryota; Metazoa; Arthropoda; Arachnida; Araneae; Araneidae. The transcript is spliced from 8 exons. The record is from RefSeq and is a predicted model, not a curated record.
CAUGUUUACCUUUGCGACUGCUAUGCAAAGUCAGAUCUGCACGAGGGACAUAUUCAACGGGAUUUCUUAGCAAUACUUACCUGAAUGGAUAGAAUUUGGCAGGUAUUGAAACGUAUAACCGAAAAGCAUUGGGUGCUUGUAAGCCUGACAGUUUUCCUUCAGUUCCUAAGUCAGAAAGUCUUAGCUUCCACGACAAACAGUACAGGUUCUGUUAUUGGUAGUUUAGAUCCGGUCACUCCUGACGAUGCUACAUGGAUUUUAACUUCAUCUUUUGUCAUCUUUACUAUGCAAACAGGAUUUGGGCUUUUAGAAUCUGGAGCCGUGACCAAAAAGAACGAAGUUAAUAUCCUAAUGAAAAAUGCUGCAGACGUCGUUCUUGGAGGUCUUUCGUAUUGGAUGUUUGGCUACGGUUUUCAAUAUGGUAGAGGACCAGGCACAACAUUCUUUUGCGGAAUCGGCUCCUUCUUCUUGGAUUCAGAACCUCAAACUAUGGGGGUUGUAUUCGCCACUUUCAUUUUCCAACUUUCAUUCGCUACAACUGCUACAACAAUUGUUUCCGGCGCUAUGGCGGAGAGAACAGAUUUCCAUGCUUAUUGUAUCUUCUCGUUCUUGAAUACACUGACGUACUGUAUUCCAGCAGGCUGGUUGUGGGCCGAGCAUGGAUUUCUGAAACGACUAGGAGCUCUCGAUUUCGCUGGUUCGUGUGCGGUACAUCUGACAGGGGGUGUUUCCGCCUUGGUAGCUGCAAUGAUGCUAAAGCCCAGAUUAAGGAGAUACGAUAGCGGUCCAGAACCAUUACCAAUGGGAAAUCCAGGGAAUGCCUUGGUAGGAACUUUUACUUUAUGGUGGGGAUGGUUAGUAUUUAAUUGUGGAAGCUCUUUUGGAAUAUCAGGUGACAAAUGGCACUACGCUGGGAGGUCAGCUGUAAAUACAAUCAAUGCUUCAUUAGGUGGUGGCCUGGCUGGACUCAUUUACUCGUAUACCAGAAAUAAGCUGUUUGUUGUAAGCGAUUUGAUUAAUUCUAUAUUAGGAGCCCUCGUUGCAGUAACAGGCCAUUUCAUUUCAGCUGGUUCAGGAUUUCUUCGAUCUUGGGAAUCUCUAGUUGUUGGAGCUUUAGGAGCUAUCCUGGUGAAUAUGGUGGCUCCCUGCUUGGAUAGACACCGAAUCGACGAUCCCGUUGGAGCCGUGGCUGUGCAUGCCAUGGGUGGUCUCUGGGGAAUGAUAGCUGUUGGCCUGUUCAUCGACAACGACAGUCUUUUGAACCUUACCCACGGCAGAAGUGGUUUGUUUAAAGGAGGCGGUUUCUAUCUCCUGGGGGUUCAGAUUCUCGCUUGUUUCGCUGUUAGUGUUUGGAGUAUGACGACAACAUUCCUGAUACUAAAGAGUAUCAAUUACUUCGUACCCAUUCGUUUGGCCCCACCAGAAGAAAUUCUAGGAGCCGACUUCGUAGAGCACGAUGUUAGACAUGAAGGAUAUGAUUAUGAAGUCAUGAUGACAGAAUUAGAACGUUUAGGAUUAAAACUGCGCCAUCCACGAGUUCACAGUCCACCGAGAAGUCAAUGGGAUGAUCAUUUAAUUUUACAGUAUAUUGAAAAAGUGUUGGUGAAAUGCGAUUCCUCAACAGAUCCUUCAGCACCAAGCAUCGUAGCACAAGAACAUUUUUUUAUUCGUGGAGGCCGUCGUGCGGAUGGCUGUUUAUUAUCCUAAUGCUUAGUUUUCCAAAAUGAAAAAAUAAUGCUGUUGUGAAAUCAGUUGGUAUGAUUCCAUGUAAAAAAGCUUUUAGUCAUAAAUAGUAAUGACCCUUUUUCAUGAAAGAAAUCAUCAUGAAAUAGUUCAUCUUUUAUAUCUAUAUGAGCAAGAUUUUUAUGAAAAUAAUUCCUGAACUGGAAAUAUUGCAUCAAUUUGCUAGAUUUGAAUAAUAAUGACCUUUAUUUUUAUAUUCACUUGUGUUUUAAACCCUGAUG